This is a messenger RNA of Chrysemys picta bellii (western painted turtle), 1800 nucleotides long. NCBI's taxonomy places the organism in Eukaryota, Metazoa, Chordata, Testudines, Emydidae. The record is from RefSeq and is a predicted model, not a curated record.
UAUUCCCAGCCUGGAUGGGGCUCCCAGCCGCUCCCAGCCAGCGGAUCUGGCUCUGCCUUUGUCUGGGAGCUGGAAGCGACCUCUGCUUCCUGCCCCCCGCCCCGGGACGCACCGAGGCACAGCUCAGGGAGGGAAGCGGAGAGCCCGGGACCCGCGGGGAGCCCGGCCCGGUUGGGAGCCGCGGGAGAAGCCUGUCUUUCCAGACAGCAGCAUUGCCGGCUCCAGGAGAUUGCUCUGGUUUUGCGAGACAGUUUGUGCUUCUGGGCCCUCAGACCUGAUCCCUCACCCGGCUCACGUGGUGUCAAUAACGAGGCACUGGCAUACGAAGCCAGAGGCUGGAUGCUUCCUGCCAGGGGCAUGAAUGAGACAGAAAGGCCUGGGGUCUGGGCUCAUCCCCUGCUGGGAUAAGGACACCCCCGGGGAGCAGCCAUGGCUGCAGGGCCGGGGGCAGAGGGGGCCCUGGACCUGCAGUUUCAGAUCCAGGUGGAGCAGUCGGUGUGCCCCGCUGGGCUGACGGAGCAGCAGGUCUCAGCUGGGCCCGAGCCAGAUGCGGGAUUGGAGCGGUCGGGCGGGCUGCCUAUUGUGGUGCAGUCCGGCACCAUUGGGGAGCUGCUGAGAUGGGUAGCGCCGCAGCAGGCCCAGUAUGCGUCGCAGAAGGAGAUGCUGCAGCACUGGGAGGACGUCUGGCAGGAGGUGCUGCAGGCCCUGUGCAUCCUCCCGGAGGUGGGGCCGGCUCCGGUCUGCGCCUUCAGGCCUGGAGAACCAGAGCUGUCGCCUCCUCCCGGAGUUGUGCCAGCACCGACUUGUGCACGUAGGUGUGAAAACCCCACCUCCCAGGGGGGCAGUGAGUCACCCAGGGGUCUGGAGCAGGCUGGGAUCGAGCUGCCGGAGGAGACGGCACCGUGUCGAGAGGAGCAGCUGUCAGCCACGCAGACCCCUGCCGAGGUUAAGCCAACUCCAGCACCUGCAUGGAGAACCCUGGAGCUGCCACAGCUGGCCCCAGAGGACGAUAUCGAGGCCUAUCUGGCCACCUUUGAGCAGGUGGCUGACGCCUGCCAGUGGCCGAGAGAGGAAUGGACAACCCGACUGGAGCUGUACCUCACCGGGAAAGCCCAGUUGGCCUAUGGCAGCCUAGACAUCACAGAGACAAGUGACUAUGGGAAGGUGAAGGCCACCAUCCUGCGUCGCUAUGGCAUCAGCCCAGAGACACAGCGCAGGCGCUUCAGGCAGUUCCGCUACCAGGAGGCCGAGGGGCCCCGGGAGGCUUACAGCCGCCUCCGGGAGCUCUGCCAUCGCUGGCUGGAGCCGCAGAGCCGCACCAAGGAGCAGAUCCUGGAGCUGCUGAUCCUGGAGCAGUUCCUGACCAUCCUGCCGGAGGAAAUGCAGAGCUGGGUCUGGGAAUGUGGUCCUGAUACCGGCGCCCAAGCGGUGGCCCUGGCUGAGGGGUUCCAGGUGGGGCAGCCGGAGGCCCAGUGGCCGGGGCUACAGGUGCCAGUGCAGUUUGAGGACGUGGCUGUGACUCUGAGUGGGGCAGAGUGGUUGUUGUUGGAUGAGGAGAAGAAGCAGCUCUACAGGGACGUCAUGUACGAGAAUUACCAGAGCAUCAGCUCAUUGGGUUUUCCGGUUCGCAAACCCACCCUGAUCUCUCAGCUGGAACGAGGGAAGGAGCCGUGCAUCACAGAUCCCCCAGCCCCUGAGGAGCAGGAGACCCAGAGGGACGUCCCAACAGACACCGAGGAGCUGGCUGUGCUGCACUGCGGGGAGGCGGAGGUACCUGUCAAAGCACCACCCCUCCCUUGA